AUGACCUUUAUACUGACGGAGUUUUAUUCAGGAACAUGGCAUCCCCUCGGACGUGUCACUGGUGGCACUCUUUACCCUGGCUUAAUGGUCACCAGCGGUGUUAUCUAUAAACUCCUCCGACUUCUCGCUCUUCCCGUCGAUAUUCGAAACGUAUGCGUCUUACUUGCUCCCGCCUUUUCUGGCCUGACAGCCCUGGCCAUGUACCUCCUCACUACAGAGAUGGCUCCCUCUCCAUCAGCCGGUCUUCUAGCCGCUGCCUUUGUUGGAAUUGCGCCGGGUUACAUCUCCCGUUCUGUGGCUGGAAGUUACGAUAACGAAGCAAUUGCCAUCUUCCUUCUCGUCUUUACAUUCUUCCUCUGGAUCAAGGCUGUGAAGAACGGAUCGAUCAUGUGGGGUGCUUUGACAGCUUUGUUCUACGGGUACAUGGUGUCUGCCUGGGGUGGAUAUGUGUUCAUUACCAAUUUGAUUCCUCUACAUGUCUUCGUCCUUAUUUGCAUGGGAAGGUAUACAUCCCGUCUAUAUAUCAGUUAUACCACGUGGUAUGCUCUUGGAACCCUAGCCAGCAUGCAAAUUCCUUUCGUUGGUUUCCUACCAAUUCGCAACAGUGACCACAUGGCAGCUCUUGGUAUAUUUGGCCUCCUUCAAAUUGUUGCCUUUGUCGAGUUCCUGCGUGCCCAGGUUCCCAGCAAACAGUUCCAGACUGUUCUUACUAGCCUUGUCCUCUUGGUUUUCAUCGUGUCAUUUGCUGGACUGGUACUCUUGACGGUCUCAGGAGUCAUUGCCCCAUGGAGUGGACGAUUCUACUCGCUGUGGGAUACUGGCUACGCAAAGAUUCACAUCCCUAUCAUUGCAUCCGUCUCAGAACAUCAGCCUACCUCCUGGCCAGCUUUCUAUUUCGACUUGAACAUGAUGAUCUGGCUCUUCCCACCAGGCGUAUACAUGUGUUUCUACAGACUUAAAGAUGAGCAUGUCUUUAUUAUUAUCUACGCCGUUCUGGCCAGUUACUUUGCCGGAGUCAUGGUUCGAUUGAUGUUAACCCUUACCCCUGUGGUAUGCGUUGCUGCCGGACUGGCCCUGUCGCAGAUAUUGGAUGUCUAUCUACGUAUGGACUCCUCCAAUCCGGACGCCAAAAAACAAGGAUCCGGCGAUAAGUCGGCUCAAGGCGGCCUACGCAUUGCUCGCAAUAAGGUUGUGGGUAUCUACUCGAACUUCUCAAAGCUAGUCGUGUCAGGAACUGUUCUGGUCUAUCUUCUCUUCUUCGUUGCCCACUGUACUUGGGUCACCUCCAACGCUUAUUCCUCCCCCUCUGUCGUACUAGCCAGCAGAUUGCCUGAUGGCAGUCAAUUUAUUAUUGAUGACUACCGUGAAGCGUACUACUGGCUUCGACAGAAUACCCCUAAGAAUACCAAGAUAAUGGCAUGGUGGGAUUACGGAUAUCAAAUUGGAGGUAUGGCCGAUCGACCGACUUUGGUUGACAACAAUACCUGGAACAACACCCAUAUUGCUACAGUUGGUAAAGCAAUGAGCUCCAGUGAAGAAGUCAGCUAUCCUAUCCUACGACAGCACGAUGUGGACUACGUGCUUGUCGUGUUCGGAGGUCUACUAGGAUACUCUGGAGAUGACAUCAACAAGUUUUUGUGGAUGAUUCGCAUUGCUGAAGGUAUUUGGCCUGAAGAGGUCAAGGAACGAGACUUUUUCACUGAUCGCGGAGAAUAUCGCGUGGACGAGCAUGCUAGCCCAGCGAUGCGCAACAGUCUAAUGUACAAAAUGUCCUACUAUGACUUUCACAACCUCUUUCCUCCCGGCCAAGCGCAAGACCGUGUCCGUGGUGUCCGACUUCCCUCUCAAGGGCCUCAACUAACCACGAUCGAGGAGGCAUUCACUAGUGAAAACUGGAUCAUUCGAAUUUACAAAGUAAAGGAUCUCGAUAACGUAGGCCGAGACCACGGAAGUGCAGCUGCGUUUGAAAAAGGCCACAAGAAGAAGACUACUGCUAGCAAACGGCGAGGAAGGCCAGUGCUGCGAACAGAAUAA
Trichophyton rubrum CBS 118892 is the source of this 2034-nucleotide messenger RNA. RefSeq lists its product as uncharacterized. The record is from RefSeq and is a predicted model, not a curated record. Gene Ontology annotation, cellular component: membrane. Gene Ontology annotation, molecular function: dolichyl-diphosphooligosaccharide-protein glycotransferase activity. The transcript has 3 exons. Gene Ontology annotation, biological process: post-translational protein modification. The coding region runs from base 1 to 2034 and encodes 677 amino acids. Lineage: Eukaryota; Fungi; Ascomycota; Eurotiomycetes; Onygenales; Arthrodermataceae.